Molecule: messenger RNA, 1751 nt
Organism: Drosophila virilis
Lineage: Eukaryota; Metazoa; Arthropoda; Insecta; Diptera; Drosophilidae
Source: RefSeq, a predicted model, not a curated record
CUCCUUGAAGUAUACACAGGAAUCUAUGCAUGAUUGCGUUUUCCAGCACUGGCAAUAUUUAUUAUUAACCGUUAAGAGUGUUGCCAACAGCAAAACCAAAUGCGAUUUGCGGCUGCGCCAAAAAUUUUGCAGUUUUUCGAGCUGCUGUUGCCUGCGCUCGUCUCUCUUCGACUGGCAAAACAACAAAAGCGAAAUCAAUAAAAACAUAAAAUUAGUACGCAAAGAGCAUGCAACAACAGCAACAGCAGCAACAACAACAACAACAACAACAAUUGGCACAACAGCGUUUGGCGUGAAGCACAAUUAAGCAGCAGGAAACGCGAAGCUCAACAGCAAAAGUGUCCCGUUGUGUCCUUGCUUCCCGUUAUAGAUUCGCAACAUUUACAGUUACACACACAAAAAAAAAAAAAAAAACAAAAAAAAAUAAAAAUAGAAACCAGAGAGCGCAAAGCAAACAAGAAAAACAACAACAAAACAAGUCUCAAAGUAAGUUAGAAGAGCAUCAGAACAAAAUUAAAAUGUACAAAACAAUUAGGCACGGCGAGAACAGUUUGCAAUAUACAAUUUUGCCGCAAAACGACGAUUUUCGGAUUGAGGGCAAACUGACAAACGCCAGCUGCAGCUUGGCAGCAAACGCUACCGCAUCCGUGUCGAAUACGUCCGUUACGUCCAGCACGGCCGGGCCGGGCGGCAAGCGCAGCGCGUCGACAUCGCCGCGCAGACGUCGCACAUUCUUUGCAUAUCUGGGCCUGAUCUUUGUCUGUACGGUUAUCAUUGGCGCCGUGCUAAUACCGUUUCUGGUUUCCGCCGAGUGCUUGCCCAGCCCAGCCGAAUGGUUCCUCAAAACGAAGGCGGCGUUCACGCACAGUGGCGAGCGACAGUUGCCGCAUAUUGCAGACGGAAAAGCAGCAACAGCUGCGGCUCCAGCACCAGCUCCGCCAGUGGCGGCCAUUUUGGGCCAGAAUGUUGGCAAAACUGUGCAGAUUGUCAAGCACGAUGGCAUUGAGCAGUUUGUCUUAAAGCUGGACAAAACUGCGACAACAACAACAACAACAACAAUCGCAACAACAACAACAACAACACCUGGCAUGCAGACAACUGAACAACAGCUUUUGGCUAGCACCGUACGAUCAGCCUUGCCGGCAGCAACAUAUUCAACACUGGCAACAGUGCCACCACCAACAACGCCACCACCGCCGCCACCGCCGCCGCCGUCCCACCGCUUAGCAAUCGCCGCCGCAACCAUAACCACGCGCAUUAUACAAGUACCGCUGCUCAAAUCGGCAGCCAAGAAGCCCAUCAUGCCGCCCGUGCUGGCCAAGACCCAGAGCACACAGCUGCAACAGCAGCAGCAACAGCAACAACAAUUGCCUGGAAACGAGGCUGUGGAGCAGAACAGAAGCAACAGCGCUUGGAUGAACACACGCUGGGCGUACAUAGAUCCAUCCACCUACGUCCAGUGGUCGGGCUACAAGGCUGAGGAUAGCGUGCUGUUGCCCGCAUUGCUUGGAUUUGCACUUAUUGGCAUGAUUUUAAUUAUAACGGUCUGCCUGGUGGCACGCAACAAGCGCACCAUUGUGUCCUCGGUGCGCAAGCGGAAUCGUAACGAUAUUGAAGAGCAAGGCGCCGAAGAUAAUGCCACACUGCUAACAACAACAAAUCUGUCCGACGAUGAUUAAUUUAACUGUAUAUUAAAAAAAGAAAAGCAUCAAGUUAAAAUACACAUUUUCAUUCGUACGUGUGCCCCUUUA